AUGUCUACGCACUAUGAUGCUGUUGUCAUUGGCUCCGGCCAAGGCGGAACGCCUCUAAGCAUGGCAUUUGCCCAAGCUAAAAAGAAGACGGCGUUGAUCGAGAGUACCCAUCUCGGAGGAUGCUGUGUAAAUGAGGGUUGCACCCCGACCAAGACGAUGAUUGCGUCCGGCAGAGUAGCUUAUUUGACCAGGCGCGGACCGGAUUACGGAGUACUGAACCCCAAGCCUGAAGAUGUGCGUGUCAACAUGGAGAAAGUGAGGCAGCGUAAGAGAGACAUUGUCGAUACUUUCCGCUCUGGCAGUGAACGCAGAGUGCGCGGUGCCGGUGUAGAUGUCAUCAUGGGCUCAGCCAGUUUCGAAUACAAUGCCACCUUGAAAGUCAAGUGCAAUGAUGGCGCAGAGAAAACAAUCACCGCUGAUCAGAUCUUUAUUUGUGCGGGAGAGCGUCCAGCGUCCCCCAGGAUUGAUGGUUUCAACGCUAAAAGUUUCCCUCCCGGGGUUGUUCUCGACUCGACUUCUGUUCAGGAACUCGGUAUUAUUCCGUCUCAUCUGAUUGUCGUUGGUGGAGGUUAUAUUGGCCUUGAGUUUGGUCAGCUCUUCCGUCGACUCGGUGCCGAGGUGACCAUCAUUCAGCGCAAUGGUCAGCUACUUCCACGAGAAGACGCUGAAGUGGCCGAAGCUAUGCUCAAGAUUCUUGAAGAGGAUGGCAUCAAGGUGUUGCUCAAAACAUCUCCUUCUUCUGUCCUUUACACGGGUGACAAGGACCCUGGCAAAGCCGUCUCCGUCUCUACAUCAGGACCAAGCGGAACAUCGGAACUCAAAGGCUCGCACAUUCUCUUUGCUGCUGGUCGUACCCCUAAUACAGAUACACUGAAUCUAGAGGCAGCCGGUAUAAAGACCACCAGUCGCGGCCAUAUCGUAGUCGACCAGAAGCUGCAAAGCUCUAACCCUCGAGUAUGGGCUCUUGGCGACAUUAAAGGCCCUCCUGCAUUCACCCACGUCUCAUAUGACGACUUUCGCAUCCUACGUGCGAAUUUGCUCGAGAAGGACUCUCAUCCUACGGCUCUCACAACUGUAGACCGCAUCUUACCUUAUGUCGUCUAUACGGAUCCGCAACUUGCUCACGUUGGACUACAUGAACAUGAGGCGAGGGCCAAGUUUCCCAAUGCCGAGAUACAAGUGGCAACCAUGCCAAUGACAUACGUGGCGCGGGCUUUGGAAACAGACGAAACGCGUGGAAUGAUGAAAGCUGUUAUAGAUGCUGAUACGCAGAAGAUUCUUGGAUUCACUUGUUUGGGCCUGGAGGGUGGCGAGAUUAUGAGUGUGGUGCAAAUGGCUAUGAUUGCGGGAAGUAAGUGGACGGCAUUGCGUGACGCCGUCUGGGCACACCCGUCACUUGCGGAGAGUUUGAACAAUAUUUGGGGGAUGCUGAAAUAA
Molecule: messenger RNA, 1437 nt
Organism: Pochonia chlamydosporia 170
Lineage: Eukaryota; Fungi; Ascomycota; Sordariomycetes; Hypocreales; Clavicipitaceae
Product: Pyruvate/2-oxoglutarate dehydrogenase
Exons: 1
Coding region: 1-1437 (478 amino acids)
Molecular function (GO): flavin adenine dinucleotide binding; oxidoreductase activity
Source: RefSeq, a predicted model, not a curated record